GUGCGGUGCUUUGCCGAUUAUGCCGAUGACGAGCUGCUCUCAUACCUGGCGGAGAGGUCAAUCUCCAGAGGCUUUCUCCAGGAGAUCGACCAGUUUCUGUGCGGUCACCCCGAGAUUGCAAACUGCCCCGAGGGCCGCGAGACAAUCCUGCAGCUCAACACGUUGUCGCCGUUGGAGGCAUACAAAUACUUUUUGCGAGGAUACACCCGUCCAGCGCGAUAUGUUGAUGGCGUCGUGAAGUCGGAGUACUUCACGCUUCCCGCAAACUACCCCUACCGACCCCUCCGUACUAAGAUCGAUCCCGAGCUCGUAGAUUUUUUCGAAGGUUUCGAAUACAGGUGGGAUAUCAUCGAUCGCAUCGACCAAGCCGUGCGUGGAGGCAUUCAAGAGCUUUCCCUAGGCCGGCCAUUACCCUCGGGCUACCAACGUCUGAUAUGCUAUGCUCUAUGGGGCAACCCGUCAGAUGCAUACAAGUGGUACGAGUAUUCACUGCAGGAAGAGUAUCUGCCACACAGAUACCUACCGGAGCACGUCGUACUUGGCCAUGUGCCAAAGCUCGCAGGUAAGAUUGAUCCGCAGCCAUCGUCACUGAAUACCUCCAGGUGCCACAUGGACGUGAGGUCUCGAAUGGCGAGAGCAAACGAUGAAGGAAUAGGUGAG
Molecule: messenger RNA, 660 nt
Organism: Macroventuria anomochaeta
Lineage: Eukaryota; Fungi; Ascomycota; Dothideomycetes; Pleosporales; Didymellaceae
Exons: 1
Source: RefSeq, a predicted model, not a curated record